Molecule: messenger RNA, 2369 nt
Organism: Rubroshorea leprosula
Lineage: Eukaryota; Viridiplantae; Streptophyta; Magnoliopsida; Malvales; Dipterocarpaceae
Source: the annotation of a GenBank genome assembly
AAAACGCUUUUAUGGUAUUAGAGCUUUUCGGUGAGGAAAAGAAACAAUGGCUCCUUCAGUUCGUUCCCAAUCAACACCAUCUUACCCAUAUCCUGCCACGCUGAAUGUGGCUAACUUUGUUUCCCUUCAACUUACUUUAGACAACUAUGUUCUUUGGAAAACCCAAAUGAUGGCUUUGAUUGAAAGUCAAGAGUUGUUGGGAUUUAUCAAUGGGGAAUAUGAGAUGCAUAACCCCAAGGUACUUUCAAAUGAAGAGGAAGUACCAAAUCCAACUUAUGCAGCUUGGAGACGGUUUGAUCGUCUUCUUCACAGGUGGAUUACCGAUACCUUAUCUAAAGAGGUACUUGGAAUUACUGUUGGCCUUGAAACUUCAUUAGAAGUUUGGAAGGUACUGGAGGAUCACUUUGCACAAAGCUCUCAAGACAAGGAGUUUCAUUUGAUGCAGGAGCUUUCAAGUAUUAAGAAGGGAGAUGAUACUCUAAAUGAGUAUAUCAGAAAAUUCAAAUAUAUUUGUGAUGAACUCUCUAUUGGUAAGACAAUCUCUGACAAAAACAAAGUUUAUUGGUUUUUGCAGGGGUUAAGACCGAGUUAUGAAAAUUUUGUUACAACUUGCUUAAACCCCCUGUUCCAUCACAAAGAACUUAUCCCUCUCCUAAAAAGCCUUGAGUCACGUAACUCUCACCAUCAACAAAAUGCCCCACCUCCUCAAAUGGCUUUCCUUACACAAAAAUCAAAUGGGAAAGGAAAUGGCCAGAGUUUGUUUAGCUCAAAAGGGAAAGGUUUUGUUCAAACUAGCACUAACAACAAGUCAAGUGUUGGUUUUAAGCUUAUUGCAGAGAAUUCGGGAAGCACUAAAGCUAAGGCUAAUGGAAAGGAUAUUGAGAAACGACUUGACGUGGUUUGUCAAAUAUGCAACAAGCAUGGUCAUGUCGCUCUUAAAUGCUUCAAUCGCUUGAAUCAUGCAUAUCAAGCUGAUGACAUUCCUCAAGCCUUAGCAGCAAUGACUAUAAAUCAAAAUGAUCUAGCAGAAUGGUAUCUAGACACCGGGGCAGAGGCUCACAUGACCAGCAACUUUGAGAAUAUAAAUGCUAUGGAUUCUACCUAUUCUAAAGCUCACAUGGGUCCUACACAAUCAACUGCUAUAAGCCAAGAGUCAUCUCUAGCUAAUGAUGAUGGAGGCCAUGCAACCUCUUGUAUUGUCAACCCAGCCAUUGCUAUUGAAGACCAAAUUGCACCAUAUACUGCUAGUAUUGAGCAGCAAGAAGAGAUGGGUAAUAAAGACAGUGAUGCCUCAAUAUCUACUUUUGACUCAACCAUGACGCUAGCUCAAGUUGCAAACCCAAUAGAGAAUAGCCCAAGCUCAUGUUCUCAUCCCAUGAUCACAAGGGCACAAUGGGGAAUUUGCAAACCAAACCCAAAAUAUGCUGCCUUACAAGUCCAUUCCAAGACUUCACUCAUUCCAAUGGAACCAAAAUCCAUUAAGUCAGCCUUGCAACAUCUAAGUUGGACAAAAGCUAUGCAUGAGGAGUUGUCUGCUCUUAAGGAAAACCAGACAUGGGACCUUGUACCUCGCACGAAAGACACGAACAUAAUAGGCAGCAAAUGGGUUUUCAAGACAAAAUUAAAAUCAAAUGGAAGUCUAGACAGGUUGAAAGCUCGACUUGUAGCAAAAGGCUUUCAUCAACUUGAUGGAAGCAACUCAACUCUUAUUGACUGGUGCAUGGGUGAACUUGCACAAGAGCUUGCUAUCAAGGAUUCAAGAACCCACACUAUUUUCUUGGAAUUGAGGUGCAUUCUAACAAGUCUGGUCUUUUCCUAUGCCAAUCCAAAUAUGCUCGUGAACUACUUCAAAAGGCGUAAAUGAACCAAGCAUAUUGAACUAGAUUAUCAUUUUGUUAGAGAAAAGGCUGCAUUGGGAAAUCUUAUCACUCGUUUUGUGAAGUCAGAAUCACAAAUAGCAGAUAUCUUUACAAAGCCCUUGCCUAAGCAUUGUUUUAAGGAGCUCUGUGUCAAACUUGGCCUCUGUCAACUACCACGACCUAGUUUGCAGGGGAGUAUUGAAGGCAUAAUCAACCACCGUAAUCAAGGAAAUGAAGGAGAAAAGCAAAAGGUGGAAAUCAAGGAAAUUAUUACCAAAGAAAAAGCACAAGUCAGCAACGGUCGAGAAGCUAGCAACAGUCAAGAGCAAGUCAAAAGAGCAAUCCAAGGAAAUAAUACAAAGAAAGAAUAGGAAAGGAUCUCAAAGCUAAUCAAAAUAUGGCCGUUGUACAUAAAUGCAUUCUUUAUAUUGGUAAUCUUGACUUAAUAUCAAUGAUUCCUAAAAUCAUGCUAUAUGUAAUCUGUAAAUAAUAUAAAUAGUGAAAAAUCCU